Messenger RNA from Nicotiana attenuata, 1557 nucleotides. RefSeq names its product primase homolog protein. Lineage: Eukaryota; Viridiplantae; Streptophyta; Magnoliopsida; Solanales; Solanaceae. Bases 86 to 1204 code for a protein of 372 amino acids. Gene Ontology annotation, molecular function: 5'-3' DNA helicase activity; single-stranded DNA binding. The record is from RefSeq and is a predicted model, not a curated record. The transcript has 13 exons.
AUACGGUGAAGAGUGCGUGGAUAAGAGGCGACAGUGGCGUAAGGGAGGCUUUUGAGAGUUCUCUCUAAACGUAGCAACUCUUGAAAUGCUAAUUGGCUCGCACAGCUUCUUUGCGCCAACUCUCUUUCACUGUAACCCCAUAGGAGCCUUGUUCAAUUUCUCCUCCAAAAGAAUCAUCUCAAUCAAUAAUGGGUUUCGUUCUAUUACUCCAAUUAGUCUCUUUGUACCUGCAGCUAGUUUGAAGAGAGAUGAAAAUAAGGAGGCAGAUGAUUUUGCUGAACUGAAGGAGAAAGUGGAAAAUGUGGGUAUUAUAUGCUGCAAUUCUAUUAUCCCUGGAGAAUACACUCGAUUAAUCUGUCCCAAGUGCAAAGGUGGUCGGUCGAUGGAAAGGAGUUUAUCAUUUCAUAUAUCCCGGAAAAGGAAUUUCGCAUUAUGGAGGUGUUUCAAUUUUGAAUGUGGAUGGUCAGGCCAGGUUUUCGCACACAACAGCACGACAUCAGCUGGGGUCGAUCAACUUGGCAGAAUGGGUUCUCCUCGGAUACUUACGGAGGAAAGCUUGAAGUUAGAACCAUUAGGUGAUAUGCUGGCUGCAUAUUUUGCUGAGAGAAUGAUAUCAAAGGAUACUCUGAAGAGAAAUUAUGUCAUGCAAAUGGCUGGUGAUCAGAUCAUCAUUGCCUUCACUUAUACACAGAACGGUAUGCUCAUUGGCUGCAAGUAUCGGACUCUUGAGAAAAGGUUUUGGCAGGAGAAGGGUACAGAUAAGGCACUUUAUGGACUGGAUGAUGUAAGGGAAGCAGAUGAGAUCAUCAUUGUAGAAGGUGAAAUAGAUAAGCUUUCGGUGGAAGAAGCUGGAUUUCUUAACUGUGUCAGUGUUCCUAAUGGUGCACCACAGACCAUCACAUCCAAGGAACUGCUACCACCGGAAGAGGAUACCAGAUUUUCAUACCUGUGGAACUGCAAAGAUUUCUUGGAAAAGGCGUCCCGGAUUGUGCUGGCAACUGAUGGUGAUUUACCAGGCCAAGCAUUGGCUGAAGAACUUGCCCGCCGUCUAGGGAGAGAAAGGUGUUGGCAAGUAUGUUGGCCUAAAAAGGAUGAAUUUAGCAGUUAUAAAGAUGCAAAUGAGGUACUUGUAAAUCUGGGAGCAGAAGCUUUGAAAAAAGCGAUUGAAUGUGCUGUGCCAUAUGAAAUGCAGAAUUUAAACUAAUCCCCCAAGCUCUCUAGUCUUAAGGUAAAUGUUCCAGAUUUGUGACUAUGCUAACAGUUCUAGUCUUUCCAUUAUUUUUGCUGCUCUUACUUUCUCUACUCUUUCUGCUUUUGUCCCUUUUUUAAAUCAGGAUAACAACCAAUCAGAAUAUUUUGAUACACAGAAAUAUUUUCAACAGUACCUGACUCUCUCUCUCUCUCUCUCUCUCUCUCUCUCUCUCUCUCUCUCUCUCUCUCUCCACAAGACUUUAUGUGUCUACUGUGUCUGUAAGUAACAUUACUGAGGAUGAGAACUUGAAGCAAUUUUGUCAACAUCUACAUAUCCCUUUUCAAAAGUUUUGUAUUCUCCUUUAA